Molecule: messenger RNA, 1722 nt
Organism: Rotaria sordida
Lineage: Eukaryota; Metazoa; Rotifera; Eurotatoria; Philodinida; Philodinidae
Source: the annotation of a GenBank genome assembly
AUGGUCGAUAGUCAAUCAUUGUAUAAAGAGACAAAGAAAUUACGAACAAUAUUAAAUAAAUCAAUUACAUGUAUUGAAAAUUUGCCAAAUGAAAUUUUUUAUGAAAUAUUUACUUAUCUCGAAGGUUGUAAAUUAUAUGAAGCAUUUACAAAUCUCAAUAUUCGUUUUCAACGUCUUCUGACUAGUUCAUAUCUAUCACUCAAUAUUCAAAUCUCAUCUUCUCUAGAAUCUAUCCUUGAACAUCGUUUUAAACAUAUUAUUAUACCAAAUAAACAUCAAAUCGUUUCAAUUUCAUUGAUAAACUAUUGUGGUAAUGAUCAAAUGUUUACAUUAUUUACUAUUGAUUCAUCAUUUACUCAACUUGAAUCACUUGUUCUUAAAAAUGUUGAUGAAAACAAAAUCAUAAAAAUUCUUUUAAAUUUAAUUUCUCUAUUUCGUCUGUUUUCUUUAACUAUUUAUCUUAAUGAUAAUUGUCAAGAUCUCAGCAAUAUAUAUAGACUAAUUUUUCGUUUACCAGUUUUGAAAUCGAUAAGACUUUUAUCGAAGAACUUUCUCAAAUUUACUCGAAUCCCAAUAGCAUCUAAUGAACAGUACAGUUCUAUUGAAUAUAUGAAUAUUAAUCAUCGUUGUACUCUUAAUAACCUUAUUUGUUUACUUUCAUACACACCUCGACUAUCUCAUUUAACUUGUGAAGAAUUGUUUGGAUUGUUACACAAUAUUUCAAUUGAAAUACCUAUUAAAUUAUCUAAUUUAACACAUAUCUCUAUUGGAUUUUGUAAAAUUCAAUUUCAAGAUUUAGAAAUCUUCAUUCAAAAAUUUUGUACACAAAUAAAAGUAUUACGAAUAAUGACAUCGAAUUAUUUUGCUUAUCUUGAUGUCAAUCGAUGGGAACGAUUGAUCCAAGAUAAUAUGCCUCAUAUCUAUCAAUUUUAUUUUCAAUAUUAUCAAUUUAUUGAUGAUUCGAUUUUAUAUGCUCCAUAUCAGUGGCUAAUUAAUCAAUCGACUUCAUCAUUUUGGAUCAAUCGACGAUGUUUAAUUGAAUGUCACCUUGAUAUAGAUAGUUGGUAUCAUGGUCAAUUUAUUUAUUCUCUUCGUUUUUCUAAGAAUAAAAUAUCAACUUCGAAUGAUGGAAAACAUACAGCUAAAUUUAUUCAAUUAACUGUUAGUCGUUUAGAUUUUACUCAGUAUUGUUUAAUAAUUGCAGAGAAUACUCGAGCAUUUCUUUUAAUAGCAGAAUUUACUCAUUUGAAUAUUAGUUCCAAAUGGGUGCCUAUUAGUACACUGAUCAAACUCGUUUGGUAUUUACCUAAUCUUCAUUCAUUACGUGUGUCCAAUUUAACACUGUUGGAAAUAAAAACCAUAUCUAUUGAUGAUAUAAAAAAUUUUCAUUUAGCUUCGAAGGAAAACAAAAUUAUCGAAGUACAUCUUGCACAGAUGAUUGAAUUUCAGCAAGCUCAAUUUCUAAUUAAUCUUUGUCCUUGUAUAGAAUAUUUCACAAUAGAAUGUUUAAGAGGUGUAAAUCUUGAAAUGUUCGUUCGAUUUAUUUUGAUGGAAAAUUAUGCAAAUAUUCCUAAUCUUUGUAUGUUAUGUCUUUACGGUUCAAUUUGUAAAGUUGAGAUAAUUGAAAAUUUCAAAAUAAUGAUCAAUCGAGAACAACAACUACAUGAUUAUACAGUAAAAUUUAUAUCUGAUAAAAUCUAUUUCGAACGAAAAAAACAAUGA